UGUAUUUGCGGCCGUUCGUGGUGUUUUGUGGGAUGUCGGAGGAUGUUUCCCCGGCGCGGUCCCGCCCCGCGCUCGAAGCGCUUCCGGGGCAGCGGCGGGGCCGAGACGGGGCGGCGGCGGCUCGACAAUGGCUGAGGUGGAGGAAACGCUGAAGCGAAUCCAGAGCCAAAAAGGAGUGCAGGGAAUCAUCGUGGUUAAUUCGGAAGGUAUUCCUAUCAAAAGCACCAUGGACAACUCCACAACCAUCCAGUAUGCCGGGCUCAUGCACAGCUUCAUCAUGAAGGCGCGGAGCACCGUGCGGGACAUCGACCCCCAGAACGACCUCACCUUCCUGCGCAUCCGCUCCAAGAAAAACGAAAUCAUGGUUGCUCCAGAUAAAGACUAUUUCCUGAUUGUCAUCCAGAACCCAACUGAAUGAUUGCACUGACUUGGUCUGUUUUUUUUUUCCACUUUGCCCAACUGGUUUUUUUUAAUUUAAUGGUAAAGAAUAGAGCAUUAGUGUUAACUGUGCUGUGCCACUCCAGUAAGGUUUGGAAAAACAAAAGCAGGUGGUUUGCUGUCCACAAACAGCAAAAAUGGCACUUUUUUUUUGUAUCACAAGUCGUUUCGAGGGAGAGCUGGUGAGUUAGAAUUGGGCAGUAAAAAAUGCAACAGAUUCUUUUAAUAGCUAAGAAGAUAAUAUAAUAAAAUUCUAAUAAUAACCUAAAAAAGGCUAUUCUUUGUAUGCCUCCAUGCCUCUGUCACCACUGAGCUCUGCUUUGACACUACUAGUUUUGAGUGGCUGUAAAUAUGACUCUGCCUGUCCUCUAGUUCUGUCUUACUCUGUUGGUUUUACUUCCAAAAGGUCUGACCAUAUCAUAUUAAAAUAUGUCACCAGUGA
Molecule: messenger RNA, 880 nt
Organism: Lepidothrix coronata (blue-crowned manakin)
Lineage: Eukaryota; Metazoa; Chordata; Aves; Passeriformes; Pipridae
Gene: DYNLRB1
Product: dynein light chain roadblock-type 1
Exons: 4
Coding region: 128-418 (96 amino acids)
Biological process (GO): microtubule-based movement
Cellular component (GO): centrosome; cytoplasmic dynein complex; cytoplasm
Molecular function (GO): dynein intermediate chain binding
Source: RefSeq, a predicted model, not a curated record